This is a messenger RNA of Telopea speciosissima, 3541 nucleotides long. RefSeq lists its product as uncharacterized. Lineage: Eukaryota; Viridiplantae; Streptophyta; Magnoliopsida; Proteales; Proteaceae. The record is from RefSeq and is a predicted model, not a curated record. The transcript has 7 exons. Bases 435 to 3359 code for a protein of 974 amino acids.
CGAGAUUUAGGAAAUAGUAGUGAAAGGCAAGCUUGAAUUUCAAUCCUAUAUUCUCGCAAGUUUGUUUGCUGAUUAGGAUCUUUAAUCCAAUUAUGCUGAGAGAUAAGAUUUUCAGCUAUCUACCCAUCUAUGAUCCUGGAAGCUGGAAGAAAGUUAUUCCCUCAUCUAUGAUCCUCACUCAGAAUUGCUUGGAUCUUUAAUUAGCUAAUAUUGUUUCAGUUGGGGGAAAGUGCAGAGUGGCAAAAGCUUCACGAGCCCUUAACUGGAAGAUACUUCAUUAAAGGCUGAAAACGUGGUAGGCAAAAGGUUUUGAUUCCUUUCAAACCAAAGCAGCAGGGAUCAUUAGCUUGGAAGAUUGGAGUUUGAAAUUGGAAUUUGGUUCUCGGCUUCUUUCCAAUAUAUCUCACUUGAAAUCAACAUUCAAAAGUUCAGUAAUGGGAAAGAAAUCAAAGAGACACACCUUACGCAGUGAGGGAGACCAAUCAAACUGUAUGUCUGGUUUGAUUAGUAUAUUUGACUUCCGCCAGGAUCGUUCUACUCAAAAGCUGCUUUCAGAUAGAAAAUGUGGGACCGGACAUGCUUCCGCAGGUGGUGGAGAUCUAAAGAGUAGACUUAAUUUGCUAACCAGUUUUGAUGAAAUGAGUCACAGCAGUGAUGUAAGUCUGAAUGGUGACAAAAGAAAAAUACAGAAGGUUGAUGGUGCUAAGACGAGUGUGAAGAAACUCAUGGAAGAAGAGAUGUCAAAUGAGCAGCAACCAAAACACCAAAUUGGAAAUGUUGCAGUGGAAGAGACACAAUCUGAUUCAAAAAAUGGAAGCUACUUGGGAAAGAACCAUAAACAGGCAACCAAGUCCUGCAGUGGAACCUGUGAUAUGCAAGUCCAUGAUUCUAAAGCUUCUGCAAGCUUAAAAUAUCAACUACCUCAUGAUCUUCCAAAUUCAGAGGAGCAAUCUUCAAAUAAAAUCAAUCUGGUUGCAGUAAUGGAAGAGUUCUGCAAUCAGUUCCAUGAUACCCAAGAAGCACAACUGCAGCAUGAGAAUGUAGGAAAGUUUAAUGACGUACAAGGAACUACUAGUUUAGUGAAGCAUACCCAUCUUGAUAAGCUUAAUAUGCAGAUUCAGAAUCCCAAUACUCCAGAAAAACUGAGUGAAGCAACUGAGGCAUUUCUAAAUCAGAAGUUCAUUGAAGCAGAACAGCAGAACAGAGGUCACCAGUCCAAACUAUUCAUGGAUGCUUUAGAGAUGUUGAACUCAAACAAGGAACUGUUUUUGAAACUCCUACAGGAUCCAAACUCUGUGUUGAUGAAACAUAUCGAAGAUCUACGGGAUGCUCAAGCAGCGGUUGGAUGGACUAAGCUAUUGCCAGAAGACAAGAUGGCUAACUCCAAGGAAUGUGAGAAGCUCGUCAGUGAGAAAAAGUUACAAAAGCAAACUGUGCAUUCUUUUUUCAGGAGAAAGAUUAAAUCUCAGAAAAUAAAGCCGUCAAAGGGAAGCGGCAAACCUCAGGCCUUGAAUGAUAUAGUCUUGUUGAAGCCCAGACCAGAAGAGAAGCAAAAUUCUGGAACUGAAACCAGUCCUAGCUUAAGAACUGAAGAACCAAGGGUGAGAAACACCUCCCAUUUUUCUUUCGCAGAAAUUGGAAAGAAGCUGAAACAUGCCAUGGGUGAAAAUAGAAAGGAGCAGCGUUGGCCUCCUACAUUACACAGAAUACCUUACAAGCACCCAUCAGAAGCUGUUAAAGAGAUUAAUGAAGAGGUCACUGAAAGGGGUUCACCUAGAGAAAGCAAUUUCCAUAUUGGAAGAAUGACCGAUCCUUCUAUCAAUGUCAAGGGAAGAGACAAGGCAAGUCAGUCAAAAGACCUUGAGCCAAGUCAGUUGAAGGACCAUGAACCAAUCACUGGACAUGAAGAUGCUCCAACCAGUGUUGAUGGCCAAAACAUCACCAUGAAAAAUGUUGAAAAUUUCAAACAAACUGAAUCUAAUAUCUACAUUGAGGCUAUAAAACAUCUAUCUGAUAUUGUCAGCACUGGAAAGGAAGAUAUCGAUUUGUCGAGUAGACAGAUCCCAAAGACCUUGGGGGGGAUACUUUCACUGCCUGAAUACAAUUUGUCGCCUAUAUUCAGUCCGGGAAGGGACAAGGAACAUGACUCCGUAACUGCAGAAAUGAGAGUUCAGCCUCAUGACAAUGUCCAGAUGAUCAAUGAGAAUGUGUUGCAGCUUAAAGAAGACAAUGGUUCCGGUAUUCUAAUCCCACUGAGGCAGAAUAUAGAGACUCCACCAUGCAAUAUUGACCAUAAAGCUGAUAGCAAACUGCAAGUCCCCGACUCAAAUUCAAAUAUCUCACAAAACUUUUCUCCUGAUAGCAAAAUACAGGAAAGCACUUGUUCUGCCAAGGAGUUCAGUCCAGAAGCUGACAUAAAUACUGUUGAAAUAACAAACAUCGAGCACCCCGAAGAGUAUAUCCCCUUGGAAAAGUGCCCCGAGCCAGAUUGUAUUACAGCUCUCGACACAACCAACCAAAGCACAGAUAAAACCAAAAUUUUUGAGGAAGAAGAAACUUCUGAAUGCUUGAGUCUGGACUCACCUGAAGAGAAUCAGUCAUCAUCUUCAUCUUCAGGUCCCUCCUCACCAAGCUCUGUAAUUAUCCAGAAAGUUGUAGAUCAAGAGGGCAUAACUGACAAACCCGAACAGCCAAGUCCAGUGUCUGUUCUUGAGCCAUUCAUCCAAGAAGAUGCUACCAGCCCUGGCAGCACUAUAUCCCAUCCAGCUGAGCCACCAAUUCAACCACUACAGAUUCAUCUUGUAGAAUAUGACUCUUCAGCCUUGGUGUCAGAAAGUCCAGAUCCAGAAAUCUAUGUAAGUUGUAUGGAGGACAAACAGUCCACCUUUGAAUAUGUAAGGGCAGUACUGAGAAUCUCUGGCUUCAACAGCUGGGAUGAAUUCCUUGGGAGGUCGGAAUAUACAGACCAGCUCCUUGACCCUUCUAUGUUUGAUGAAAUGGAGGUUUUGUCUGGUCAACUUUGUAGUGAUCAGAAGCAGCUCUUUGAUUGCAUCAAUGAAGUUCUUGUGGAGGUCUAUGAUCGUUAUUUUUCUUGCUCCCCUUGGGUAUCAUUUGGGAAACCAAACAUCAGGCCAGUCCCAGUAGGGAAAAAUCUCAUCCGAGAGGUAUGGGAAGGCAUUGAUUGUCAUCUUCUUCCGCAAAAUCAACAAUUAGCAGUGGGCCGGAUUUUAGAGAAGGACAUGGCAAAAGCAGGAAAGUGGAUGGACCUGAGAUUUGAUUUUGAGCUUAUUAGUAAUGAAUUGGGGGAUAUCAUCCUGGAAGAGUUGACUGAAGAAACAAUAAAUGAACUGUGUACAUGAAGUUGUGAUACUACCCUAUAGAUUUUCCAGAUUUCAGGCAGGUUGGGAAAAGAAAAUAAUGAUAGUGGCAGCUUCUGAAACAGGCAGGUUUUGGGUUCUGUCAAAUAGCACCUGUAGCCAAUGGCUAAAGCUAUGGAUGUACAGAACUACAUCAAGACAAGAGGCUAAAACAUUGAAGGAAA